ACUUUGACAUUACAAUUUAACUUAACCUAAAAAUAAUAAAGAAAUCGAAAUAUCGAAAUAAAUUUAUUUCCUUUCAUACUUUCAAUAUCAAAGUACUUUUUUAAAAGUAGAUAUCAAAAUGUUCAAUGCUACUACGGUACAUAAAAACAUCUCGUGGUGUAGUUAUUUAGUAAUCCAAACGCGCCUCAAAACCAAAACACACUGGGCUAAAUUAAAGAGAAAAACAAGCCCAAAGUACAAGGCUUUGGACCAUUUCGAUGAUUUCUAUGGGUCUGUAUUUGGACCAAAAUGGGAGCCAAUGCGAGAAGCAAUGCUUCGCCGAAAUAAAUAUGUGGCUGUCGUAAACAACUAUGGAAAUACUGAGGAAACUAUGGAUUAUCUCAUCAACAGAGGUGCACAUUGCUUGAAAAAUCUAAUAUCUAUACAGAAUGAUUUCCACAAAGAAUUUCAACCCAAGGUGGAAAAAUCUGGAGAAAUGAAGAGUACAGAAGAAAAAUCAGAUAAAAAACUAGAAACUUUUGCAAGUCGCCUGCAAAGUGAAGAUAUAGCCAGCGUUUACCCUCAGAAAGACAGUGCUCCUACUAGAUUGGAUCUAGCUGAUAUUUCAUUGAAUUCCAGAGAAUCUUUAAUGUUGUCUACUGAGGAAACAAAAACACCGGCCAACGCAACAUUAGACAAAUCAAUUGAAGAAGCAACUAUAGACACAUCCCGGAUCAUUGACCCGUCUUUGGGGCUGACAUCAGAAUCUCUGUACCAGUACAUACCGGCCACUAAGCUGAAGGGCAUGGAUGACUGGCUACCAGAGUCACUACACUACUCUUUUUAUACCAAGGGUAAAGAUUUUCCGCUAGUAAUUGAGCCGGAAACAGAGAUGACGUUCCCGGAGCAUCUGAAAGUGUACACGUAUGAGAUGGAUAGCGAGUGGAGCAUGUUCCCAGAACCCAGAAGAUGUAACACAGGGGUGUUCAACUAUUACCCAAUGGACUGCGGCAGCGUGUUGUCGGUCCUGGCGCUGUGCCUGCAACCCGGCGACCGCGUGCUGGACCUGUGCUCCGCGCCGGGCGGCAAGGCGCUCGUGGCGCUGCAGACGCUGCUGCCCGACCUCCUCGUCUGCAACGACGUGUCCAUCUCCAGGACCAACAGACAAAAACACACUUUCCGCAACUAUCUGUCAGAUUUCGACAACAAUGCCAAGUGGCUGGAGAGGGUGUCCUUCACCAGGGUCGACGGCAGGAGGUUCACGGAUGACCAGGGGUUCGAUAAGGUUUUAGUCGACGUUCCGUGCACGACCGACCGUCACUCAAUCACAGAGGACGAAAACAACAUAUUCCGGCCGGACCGGAUCAAGGAGCGGCUACGGCUGCCGGAGCUCCAAGCGCAGCUUUUGGCCAACGCGUUGCGUUUGGUCCGCGUGGGCGGCGCCGUGGUGUACUCCACGUGCGCGCUGAGCCCGGUGCAGAACGACGGGCCCGUGCAUCUGGCGCUCAAGAUGGCCUUCGAACAGGACUCCGUCGUGGCUGUGGUCAAAGACCUGACUCCGGCCUUCUCGGGCCUGAGCAGCACACUGCGGCUGUGCGCCGGGGACUCCGCCCCGCAGUACGGGCAACUGGUGACACCAUCCACAGAGGCUAACUUUGGCCCCUCGUACAUCGCCAGACUCGUUCGGGUUAAGUGAAUUUGUAGGUAACGUUUCUCAUCGAUUUUUUUUUUAAUUAAAUUAUCUUAGUAAAAUUCUUUAUAUUACAUUUGUACCUUUUGUUUUAGUUCGUGAACGUUGAAGACUAAAUUAGAGAAGUGUUAAAAAAAUCCGGUGUAAUAUCUAUGGUAUCGAUCGUCUAUAGUCUGAGAAAGUCCCAAUAAUUCGUAUAUAUUUGUGGAUUGCUUAAUUUUUAUGUCAGUCAUGUUUUCACACGAGACAAAAUUAAACAAUUUACGAUUUGCCGUAACGUUUGGCAAGCAUGUGUACUAGACUCAACAUUUUUCGCAGUAUAUAUGCGAAAAAAUUUAUGUAAUCGUGUAAAAUAUCUGUUAUUAUACCCCUUAAGUUGUAAAUAUGUACAUAAAAUAAAACAAUUGUUGCUGA
This is a messenger RNA of Plodia interpunctella (Indianmeal moth), 2083 nucleotides long. RefSeq names its product lethal (2) 10685. The transcript is spliced from 10 exons. NCBI's taxonomy places the organism in Eukaryota, Metazoa, Arthropoda, Insecta, Lepidoptera, Pyralidae. Gene Ontology annotation, biological process: RNA methylation. The coding region runs from base 119 to 1675 and encodes 518 amino acids. Gene Ontology annotation, molecular function: RNA methyltransferase activity. The record is from RefSeq and is a predicted model, not a curated record.